CGAAGAGAGAAAGGUGGAAAAUGAAGGGGAUGAUGAUGAUCAUGGAGAUUCUUCUUUGAUUCACGAAUCGUCUCUGUUUCACAUAUUUGUCGAAAUUCAAAAGAAAAACGAUCUGUCGGUUUCAUAGGAAAAAUAGAAAAAGAAAUAAAAAAAGCUCUGCUUUCUCUUUCUUUCGUCUUUUUCUAGAUCGCAUUUUCUCAACUGUCGUUUCUUUUCACAAAUCUCGCCAAAGUUUGUGACAUCUCAUCGAAUUUAGCAAACCCUUUUGUCUCAAAAUCUAAUCCUUGCGUCAAUCUCGCUCCAAAAAAAAAUCAAACCUUUAUCUGUUUCCUCUGUUUUCGUUCUCUCCCUUUUGCUCUGUUUUUUUUUCGAUCGAUUUUGAUCAUUACAAUGGGCUGUGCAAGCUCCAAGCAUAAAAGGCGUUGCAGUGAUUGUCGAGGAGGAUUAUCUCCGGUGGUUGUGCCCCGAAGCUAUUCAAUGCACGUUCAUCAUCCGGCGCAACACACCGGAGAUAGCCAUCACACGGUGGCUCUCACAUCCUCCACCGUCGGAUCUCUCACUCUCUGCGAAUGUCCUUUCAGUCUUAUUGACAAACACUUGGAAGGCAUCAGAGAAAAGCGAGUCGUCUCCGAUGAGAAGGAGCUAAUCCCCGGUGGUGGGUUUCAUCAGGAUGAUCUCGAGGUUAAAGAAACGGAGAAGUUGCAGUCUAAUCUUAUGGAAGCCAAGGUUUGGUCGAGUAUGAUGAACGAGAGAAUCCCCAAGUUGUUGCCGCCUAAAACUCCGAUUGUGACGCCUCCCGGUGAGCCGGAGACGAUCAAUACGUGGGAGUUGAUGGAAGGUCUUGAAGACGCGAGUCCUUUGCGACCACCUGAUCAUUUGAGAAGCUUCUCCUUUGAUGUUGUCCGUGUUCAACCUUGUGAUGAAGAUGAUGAUGAUGAUGUUCCUGCUCCCUUAGAUCGACCUAAGUCAAGGUUUCAUGAUUUGGAUCAUCCUGAGAUCGUGUCCACUUUCAGGAAAUCGCUUCAAGAACUCCCAGAUGAUCAUCCUUUUCACAUCCGGAUCCCUAAUGUGGAUCCGAUAUCAUCCGGGUCUUCAGAUGAAGAAGAAGAAGAAGAUGCAGAUUGUAGAAGAAAGCCAGAGAAGGUGAUAGUUUACUUCACAAGUCUUAGAGGUAUACGGAAGACAUACGAAGACGGUUGCAAUGUCAGGGUGAUUCUAAAGAGCUUAGGGAUUCGUCUCGACGAGCGCGAUGUGUCGAUGCAUUCGGGUUUCAAAGAUGAGCUGAAGGAGUUGUUGAGGGACGAGUUCAACAAUGGCGUUGGAAUAACCCUACCUAGAGUUUUCUUGGGGAGCAAGUAUCUCGGAGGAGUGGAAGAGAUAAAGAAGUUAAAUGAAAAUGGAACGCUUGAAAAGGUUGUAGAUGGUUGCGAAAGAGUCGAGGAUGGGUUAACGGGUUGUGGGAUUGAAUGUGAGGCUUGUGGUGAUGUUCGGUUUGUGCCGUGUGAGACGUGUUCAGGAAGCUGUAAAAUAUACUAUGACAGUGAAGGUGAAGAUGAAGAUGAAAAGGAAGAAAGAACAGAAGAAACAGAGUAUGGGUUCCAAAGAUGUCCAGAUUGUAAUGAGAAUGGGUUGAUCAGAUGUCCUAUUUGUUGUGAUUAAGUCCUUUUGAACAGACAAAUCAAAUUCAACUCUUUUCUUUUUUUUUUUUACUUUGGGGUUAUUAAAAUUCCUUUUUGUGGGACUUUUGGUGCUGGAGCUGGAGAAUGUAUUGUUGUUGUACAGCGGUGUUCUGAUUGAUAGUGAAA
This is a messenger RNA of Brassica oleracea var. oleracea, 1805 nucleotides long. RefSeq lists its product as uncharacterized. The record is from RefSeq and is a predicted model, not a curated record. The transcript has a single exon. Lineage: Eukaryota; Viridiplantae; Streptophyta; Magnoliopsida; Brassicales; Brassicaceae. Bases 391 to 1659 code for a protein of 422 amino acids.